This is a messenger RNA of Schistocerca gregaria, 1292 nucleotides long. RefSeq lists its product as uncharacterized. The transcript is spliced from 3 exons. The coding region runs from base 10 to 975 and encodes 321 amino acids. Lineage: Eukaryota; Metazoa; Arthropoda; Insecta; Orthoptera; Acrididae. The record is from RefSeq and is a predicted model, not a curated record.
CAACCCAACAUGUGUGAAUCAACCGUUAUGAAGUCGGAAGAUGGUAAGCCAGUCCAGCCUGAGGGCUCUGUUCCAGUAGCACCUAUUACUGCACCGGCCAAGCUUUCUGUAGCUGGGGAGGCGCCAGAGCAGACAUAUAAGAUCGCUGAGCUGCUGAAACAAUGGCCUGCCGUUGUAAUCGCAAUCCAGAAGAGCAGAGAUGCGUAUCGCUCUGUAAAGCAAAAGGCCACUAUUAUCACCUGGUCACUUAACUUGUCCGAGAAAGUUGUUGCUUCGGUUCUCGAACUUGCAGAACGUAAACUGAGCAGAUUGCGUCCAAUUAUUCAGUACGCAGACAAAGCAGCUAGUGAAGGCGUGGUAUUAAUAGAGAAGAAAUUUCCCGCAGUGAGGGAAUCACCUGAAAAGCUGUACGAUGCUAUCACACAACACAUAACGAAGAUGGUGCGCCCCGCACUAGAUAAAACGGAAGCUGUAAGCGAAAUCGGCAGGAAGAGACUUGACAGGGUUGCUACAACGAUAAUCAAGAAGUACAACAGUGUGAUCAAGAUCGUGGACAGCUGGAUGGACAAGCUGGAGGACCAACUGGACUGCGCAGAAGCUGAAGCAGUCAGUGGUGCAGAGACAGCUGCGGCAGAGGCGACAUCUUCUGCGGCACGGACCCAAACAACCACCACCCCGACACCUGCGGGCCACGUUUGGCAGGAGCUGCGGCUGGAACUUCGAGCCACCACGGCGCUGGCCGCCUUCCAGGUGGGGGCAGCCCUCUGGCUGCUGUCGCGGGCGCCGCUCCUGGGCCGCUUCUUCAGGGAGGCGCCGCCGCCCACACACGCCCUUUCGCCGUCUUCGUCCUCCAGCGACGCCUCAUUCGCCAGACUCCCUACUCAGACGGCUGCAGAGCAGGAACAGCCGUUGCCCACAGCUCAGUCCACGGACUCAUUCCACACGGAGCAGUUCAUCCCAUUGCCACAGCAGUGAUCACCGCCAGAUAUCUUCCCGUAAUUCGAAACUUUGCUUAAUGCAUGUAGUCCAGAGAAUUGGUUUUAACUUAUUUAUUGGUGAAAUAAAACGAAAUACUGGCAUCCGUGUGUACACUACUUUCACUCGUAUUACUGGAAUAAUGGCAUAAUAAAGUGCGCGUCAUUUACGACGGCGGACGAGUUCAGGUUCGUUCUGCACAUCUGACGUCGCAACACAGUCAGCCAAUCAAUAGAGAACGAUGUUGCCAGAGCUCGACUACAGUUCAGAGCACGGACGACUGUCUUCAGUCUUAGAAACGUUCAGUCAUAAAUAAA